This is a messenger RNA of Racocetra persica, 517 nucleotides long. NCBI's taxonomy places the organism in Eukaryota, Fungi, Glomeromycota, Glomeromycetes, Diversisporales, Gigasporaceae. The record is from the annotation of a GenBank genome assembly.
UUAUCGUUAAACAUGCAAUCCGAAAUUGAUUUAUUGAAACAAGAGAACACUAGACUUAUGGCUAGAAUUGCAGAAUUAGAACAGAUCGCGAAGGAAAAAAAUGAGCUUGAGAAUAUUGAAAAGCAAAAUCGAACAGUUACUAAUGAUUUAGCUCUACAAGCCCUGCUUUCGCGGAUAUCUCCGGAAUAUUCCACUCCAUUACCUAACAAGAGUUGCUCAAAUGGUGAAAAUGCGCAGAUUAAAGAUUCUUCAGAACAGGAUCAGGACCUAUCUUUAGUUAAUCAGGAUGCUUCAACGGGAUCUAAAAAGACAAUAACAUCCUUAUCAUUAUAUGAUACGAAAACUGUGACAAAAUAUCACGAUCUUAACAAUUCUGAUACCACCUCCGAAAUACUUGAAUCAGACAAUCAAAUCGUAGAAGGUUUAAUACAAGAGAUGACCUAUGAUCAAGCAGAAAAUAUUGUUUCUUCCGAAAUCAAUCAUUUAUAUUCAAAUAAUGAUGAGGAUAUGGCUCCGG